AUGAGCCGGCCAGUCAACCAAACCACAUCUUCUGGAAGUGCGUCGCCGGCUCCAAAACGCAGACAGCGCAAGAGUCGGGCGCGAGGGUUGCGCACAAAGACGGGAUGCAUAACAUGCCGCAAGAGACACAUGAAAUGCUCUGAAGAACGGCCCAAGUGUGCACAAUGCCAAAAGAGCGAUAGGGAAUGCAUUUUCGAGGAUCAUGGCAUCACUACGAUAACGAUCCCAAUCCCCGAGCCUGUAAGCACAGGAGGGGAAAGACGUCCGAACCCACCUUCUUUUACACCAGUGUCGCCAAUUGCGACUCCAAUAGUGCUACCGACGAGGGCUCCGCAUCCUCAGGCGCCGUCUGAACCUCCAGUAGGAUCUCGUCCGGAAGACGAUCCGCGGUAUCAAUUUACUCCUCCUCCACCUGAAGCAGCAGCUGAAAUCAGGAAACACCGCCAGUCGGAAAGCAUACAUAAACCCCUGACUCCAAACUUAGCAAAUUUAACAGUCGACAACUUGUUCGCGGACGUUGUUCCCUCUGUUAGCAUACCAUCCUUGGAUCCACCUAAUGCUGGAUUAUCACCAGCAAACACGGAUACUACUCAUGCAUCAUCAAAUUUAAUUAGUACUGAGCUGGCCUCGAUAAGAUGGUUGGGGCUUUUGGCAGCAGAUGCGGCGCAAUCUGAACCAAAUUUCUCGUUAUCGCCUUUCAUAACUUCUGAGGACGGCAUCUCAGGCCGCUUAGCACUACAACAGCAAGCCUCUGCGAAUCGGCAUAGCUAUCAAAGCGGGUUGGAAGGUCCUGGUGGUACUGGCUAUAGGGACCUUGACCAACUAUUGUACGCGGUCGACGUCCAGGCGAAUCCUUCUAAUGAGCGGAAGCUGUGGCAGUCACAGGAGAGAAUAAAGCUGACAGAACAAGAAAUUCCAGUCUUCCGGAAUUUCGUCGAAAAUGUGAGCUCGUGGAUUGACCUCCUUGAUCCAUUGAAACAUUUUGGAACUUUGAUACCACGACUCGCACUUCACAACGUUGGCCUUAUGAAAGCCAUACUUGCACUCUCUCACCGCCACCUCUCCUUGAACCCAGAAAAUAUGACAGAUAGGAACACCGCCGUUCAGUAUUACUUCGAAACCCUUCACUACCUCCAAACUGCACUACAGUUUGAGUCUUACAGUCGUUCACAGGAAUUGUUAGCCAGUGUUCUGAUUAUCUCAACAUAUGAGAUGUUAGACGGGUCGAACUCAGGAUGGGAACGACACCUUAAAGGUGUAUUCUGGAUUCAAAGAUCCCAAAAUAUUCACGGCGACUCUGGGGGAACUAAACAAGCUGUCUGGUGGGCAUGGUUACGACAAGAUGUGUGGGCAAGUUUCCGUGAGCGGCGGCGACCACUAUCCUUCUGGAAACCUUUGAGGUCCCACGAAGUCUUGAAUCAGGAUGAAUUGGCAAGCCGGAGUGUCUACUUGCUGGCACAAGCGGUAAACUACUGCUCUGAUGAAGAAAUCGAGGCUGGAAAAAUGAAUGUACAGGGACGAGUAGAACGUGGGGAGCGCUUGUUGGAAAUGCUAGAAGACUGGACCCGUCAUCUCGGGGACGAGUUUACUCCCUUGCCAGCGAUCCAAGAUCCAGCAGAUAUAAUUCUCCACGAUAUCGAACCUUUGUGGUACCAUCCUCCUCAAUACGGGAUUGCGGUUCAAACCCAUGCUUUUGCCAAGAUAUUAGUCUUGUUACAUCGGCCGAGUAUUGGAGGCUACAAGGAGUUUGCGGUUUGUCAAAAGCUACUUGCAGACUGUGUUAAUAUCAUCAUAGGGAUCGCGGCUACGAUACCCUAUGAAGCUGCUUAUUGUCUAAUGAGUGAAAUGUGCUUGUUUGGCGCGGGGUUAUGCGUUUCGCACGACGAGAGGAAGAAGGAAAUUGUGAUGGAACUAAUACGUCGAUGCCAAAGAAGAACAAAUUGGCCAGCCGUUAGCUUAGCAGACGAGUUGCAAAGAGAGUGGGAAAAAUGA
Orbilia oligospora ATCC 24927 is the source of this 1992-nucleotide messenger RNA. RefSeq lists its product as uncharacterized. Gene Ontology annotation, molecular function: transcription cis-regulatory region binding; DNA-binding transcription factor activity, RNA polymerase II-specific; zinc ion binding. Gene Ontology annotation, cellular component: nucleus. Bases 1 to 1992 code for a protein of 663 amino acids. The transcript is spliced from 5 exons. The record is from RefSeq and is a predicted model, not a curated record. Lineage: Eukaryota; Fungi; Ascomycota; Orbiliomycetes; Orbiliales; Orbiliaceae. Gene Ontology annotation, biological process: positive regulation of transcription by RNA polymerase II.